GGCAGAGGGAUCCCGGUGGGUCACUCGGUGUCUCCUCUCCCCUGGCGGUGUCUGCCCGCGGUCCGGCCUGCGGCGACGCAGCGAACGAAAGGACAAGAUAACAAAGUACAAAAUGGUUCUUUGCAUCAGAAGGAUACAGUCCAUGACAAUGACUUUGAACCCUACCUUUCUGGACAGUCAAGUCAGAGUAACAGUUACCCCUCAAUGAGUGAUCCCUACCUGUCCAGCUAUUACCCGCCGUCCAUUGGAUUUCCUUACUCUCUCAAUGAGGCACCAUGGUCCACUGCAGGGGACCCUCCGAUUCCAUACCUCACCACCUAUGGACAGCUCAGUAAUGGGGACCAUCAUUUUAUGCACGAUGCUGUUUUUGGGCAGCCUGGUGGUCUGGGGAACAACAUCUAUCAGCACAGGUUUAAUUUUUUCCCUGAAAACCCUGCGUUCUCAGCAUGGGGGACAAGUGGAUCUCAAGGGCAGCAGACUCAGAAUUCAGCGUAUGGAAGUAGCUACACUUACCCACCGAGCUCCCUGGGUGGCACCGUGGUUGAUGGGCAGACAGGUUUUCACAGCGACACACUCAACAAGGCCCCUGGGAUGAACAGCCUGGAGCAGGGCAUGGUUGGCCUGAAGAUUGGGGAUGUUACCACCUCUGCAGUCAAGACGGUGGGCUCUGUUGUCAACAGUGUGGCACUUACUGGUGUCCUCUCUGGCAGUGGUGGGACAAAUGUAAAUAUGCCAGUUUCAAAACCGACCUCAUGGGCGGCCAUUGCCAGCAAGCCUGCAAAACCACAGCCUAAGAUGAAAGCAAAGACUGGGCCUGUGAUGGGAGGUGCACUGCCCCCUCCACCAAUAAAGCAUAACAUGGACAUUGGCACGUGGGAUAACAAAGGACCGGUGCCAAAGGCCCCAGCCCCCCAGCAGACACUGUCCCCUCAGGCUGUCCCCCAGCCCCAGCAGGUGGCUCAGCCUCUUCCAGCUCAGCCUCACCCUUUGGCCCAACCACAAUAUCAGAGCCCUCAGCAGCCACCCCAAACCCGCUGGGUCGCGCCUCGCAACAGAAACGCAGCAUUUGGGCAGACUGGAGGGGCUGGCAGUGAUAGUAACUCUCCUGGAAAUACCCAGCCUAGUUCUGCCCCAAGUGUAGAAUCCCACCCCGUCCUUGAGAAACUGAAGGCUGCUCACAGCUAUAAUCCUAAAGAGUUUGACUGGAACCUGAAGAGUGGACGUGUGUUCAUAAUAAAGAGCUACUCUGAGGACGACAUCCAUCGCUCCAUUAAGUACUCCAUUUGGUGUAGCACGGAGCAUGGCAACAAGCGCUUGGAUAGCGCCUUCCGCUCCACGAGCAGCAGGGGGCCUGUCUACCUGCUCUUCAGUGUCAAUGGGAGUGGGCACUUCUGUGGGGUGGCGGAGAUGAAGUCCCCUGUGGACCAUGGCACCAGUGCCGGGGUCUGGUCUCAGGACAAAUGGAAGGGGAAGUUUGACGUGCAGUGGAUUUUCGUCAAGGAUGUGCCCAACAGCCAGCUCCGGCACAUCAGACUGGAGAACAACGACAAUAAGCCAGUCACGAACUCCCGCGACACACAAGAGGUGCCCUUGGAGAAAGCAAAACAAGCACUGAGGAUCAUUGCUUCCUACAAACACACCACUUCCAUCUUUGAUGACUUUUCUCACUACGAGAGGCGCCAGGAGGAGGAGGAGGUGGUGCGCAAGGAACGGCAGAAUCGAAACAAACAAUGAGGAAAAAUCAGUUUCUUAUAUGUUCUAACAUUUGACUUUGAAAAACAGUUUAAAAAAUGUAUGCUUGGUGCUGUCCCCCGGCGUCGGCCCCAGUGUGUUGUCCGUGCAGGGCUGUCCCCUGGCAUCAGCCCCAGCGUGUCGUCUAUGCAGGGCUUGGGUUGUUGCAUCUUUACCUUUUUUGUAGUUUAUUUUUGCCCAAAUGGAUCCACGUUCAUUUGUAUUUUUUCUAUGUAUUAUGUAAUAUUGUAGAACUCACUAAUAAAGGAAUAUUCUUUGUCAGCUUAUCAAUCAGACUGAUAUAAUGUGAAAUAUAUGUAUCCUUAAAAACAAACAGAACUAAAAACAUACAUCCCAAAGGCGGUUUUUUUUAAAAAAUUUGGCAGAUAUUAUGUUUUUGUUCUUAUACUCGGUCAUUUAGUAUCUCUGUAUGAGACUUUGUAUUCUUGCCUCUUUAUUGCUUUAUAGCAAACACAAGAAACCAUGAGUUGUUUUGUCAUUUAGAGUGUCCUGUUAAAUCUCUUCAAAAUACUGAAGUCAAAGGGUUAGCGAUUAUCUGUUCAUCUGGUUUGCCGUUUUUAUUAACUGUGUUAUCUGUCUAAAGUGCUAAUCUGCCCAUUUGAUUUUUCUACUAGACAGAUAAAUUUUAAAUUUCAAAUUUGGUGAAAAUGAUUUUGUUUUCUUGGAAGAUUAUCCUUUCAGGAUCGGUUGCCUGCACUGAGCGGCUGCUGUGUCCCUCACUUCCCUGCUGUCUAAUCCAUCUGGAUGGUGAUGGGGUUCCACAUGUGGAGUAUUUGGAAGAUGUUUUACGUCUGAUUCAGUGUUCUGGGAUUCUUAGUUGUUUGCAGAUCAUUUUUAAUUUCCCCCUUUUUCUUCACUUGAGAAUCCUAGUGCCAUCCUAAGUUUUUAUACCAAUAAUGCUGAGCUUUAAGUGUAGGAUCUGGUAGUACAGACAGUGUGGUGGGUGACGCUUCCGAUUGUAAAUUUCACUGUGUGUGUCUAAUCUUUUUCUUCCUGUUGAAUGGGUAAAAACAAAAAACGAACAAAAAAAACCUUUUAGAAAAUGAAUUUGCUGUCAUGUUUUGUGGAAUGAGGGACUGUUGAAGAACUUGCCACCACCUGGAGUUUGAGUUAAAGCAUGAAAAUGGUGCUCAUGCCUGAUGCUCUAGCACACCGAACCUGCACGUGCCAUUGUAGAGGAUCUUCCUGUCUUAGAGAGCAGAUACCUUCUGAAAACUAUUUACUCCAAAAGACCCUCUGAAUCAAAGUUUAAGCUGUAUUAUUUAGACUUGUAUUUAGAACGUGUCACUUUCUCUGAACUGUUACUGCCUGUAUGGAGUCAUGGACAACAUCGGAUAACUUUCCUCUAGGAGAAUACAAGCCUUAAUAAACAACACCUGUUUAGCAU
Molecule: messenger RNA, 3139 nt
Organism: Galeopterus variegatus (Sunda flying lemur)
Lineage: Eukaryota; Metazoa; Chordata; Mammalia; Dermoptera; Cynocephalidae
Gene: YTHDF1
Product: YTH domain family, member 1
Exons: 4
Coding region: 205-1734 (509 amino acids)
Biological process (GO): mRNA destabilization
Cellular component (GO): cytoplasm
Molecular function (GO): N6-methyladenosine-containing RNA reader activity; mRNA binding
Source: RefSeq, a predicted model, not a curated record